Molecule: messenger RNA, 2465 nt
Organism: Lactuca saligna
Lineage: Eukaryota; Viridiplantae; Streptophyta; Magnoliopsida; Asterales; Asteraceae
Source: the annotation of a GenBank genome assembly
CUUGAUAAUAUUAGGCUCAAAAAAGUUUUACACUAUCCCUAGUGAGUUAAGUUACCCCAGGACCCGAAAAUCGAAAUUGUCAUGAAAUGGAUUGUGGGCCAACCGGAACCGGAUAUGCCAUCCUACAAACGAGUGGCUCUCUCUGCCUCGUCUCAACAAAGAAAUACACACGAAACAAACCCCAUCCAUGGCACCCACUGCACCCUCACCCUCGCAUCAUCAACGACAAUGGCUAACUUAACAACCACCACUACAAUCUCUUCUCUUUGGUACCACUCCCACUCCACUAAACCUAAUUCACUUCUUAAUCUCAAAUCCAAACUCCAAUCUUACCCAUCAUCGACAUCAAGAGCACCAACAACCUCAAUGGCUGCCACCACCGCCACAAAAGUAAUACCCUCAAUCAUCGUAGGCGGUGGCCGUGUCGGAAAAGCCCUACAACAGAUGGGCGCCGGCGAGGAUUUGCUCGUGAAGAGAGGCGAGCCUGUCCCGAUCGAUUUCCCAGGCCCGAUACUGGUGUGCACUAGGAACGAUGAUCUAGACGCUGUUCUUCAAUCCACUCCUCAAUCCCGUUGGAACGAUUUGGUGUUUUUCCAGAACGGGAUGCUGUCGCCAUGGUUCGAAAGUAAAGGUCUAGGUGAUGCUGAUCAAGUGUUGGCGUAUUUUGCUGUUGCGAAGCUUGGUGAGCCUCCUAUUGAUGGUAUAACCGAUACGAAUCCCGAGGGGUUGACUGCUUCAUUUGGGAAAUGGGGUUCUGCUGUUGCUGAUAGGUUACGCGCUGGAGGUCUUUCUUGCAAGGUACUUGAGAAAGAACCAUUUCAGAAGCAAAUGCUAGAGAAGCUUAUAUGGAUAUCGGCAUUCAUGCUUGUUGGAGCUCGUCAUCCUGGAGCUACUGUAGGCGCUGUAGAAAAGGACUUCCGUUCUGAGGUUGGUAGCCUCAUAAGUGAACUGGCAUCUGCAGCAGCCACAGAGAAAGGCAUUGUAUUUGAAGAAGGGGUCGAGGAAAGGUUAUGUGCUUAUGCUCGAGCAGUUUCACACUUCCCUACAGCAGUGAAAGAGUUCAAAUGGAGAAACGGGUGGUUCUAUUCACUCUCAGAGAAGGCAAUCGCUCAAGGGAAGCAAGAUCCGUGUCCUUUGCACACCGCAUGGCUUAAAGAACUAAAUAUUGUUCAGUAAAUUAUGUGUCAUUGUGUACCCAAGUGUUUCAGACAACUCUUUAUAUUAAAUAAUCGCACAUUUCUAUUCAUGAAAAUCGACAUUUCUCUUAGAUCAAUGUAACAAAUGUAAAACUAAUAGAAUUAGAUACAUUAUCACCAUUCAUCAUACAAGCAGAAAAAGGAGAUACAAGAUUUUGUUUGGUGGUUUAGUGUGAAAUUAUAAUUUUAGUUUUCUUUUGGCAAUUGAUUCUUUGGCUAGUUUGACUUGACACAGUGCCUUUUGAGUUGGGUUUAAGCCAUAACAGAUGUCCCCGGCUCCUAGAGUAACAGCAAAAUAGAGAUACACAGUGCAGAGGACAGCAAGAAGUACAAGAGCAGUUAGUAGGUAGCGAUGUCUCCUGAUAACUGUUGAGAAGCUACCCAAUUCAUCUUCUUUUAUGUAUUGUUUUUUGACUGAAGGUGAAGAGAAUGGUGUCUGUGACCUACGAUGAGGGGAGGUUAUCACUCCUUCUAGAACCAUAUCUUUUUGGCUUUUUGCAACUGGAAUUCUAAAUGCAGAAGAAAAGGAAAAAAAAACAGAAAUCCACAUGAGUAAUCAUACAUCGAUCAACAAAAACUCUCAUAAUUGAACAAGCUAUAAUAAUCUCUGGUUGCAAAUGUACAACUGCAAAAACGAUUAUAAACAAACGGAUCUAGAAGUAAGUAAUGUUACUGGUAAGAAUAAUUAGCCGACAGUCAUAAAUGAUAAAUGCAUGAAGUUUUUCUUUCACUUGAAGAGAUGUUCUAGUGAGGUGACGUAGAUUUGGUUCUUUGUGAUCUGAAAUUUCAGCGAUUCAAGAGUGAAUUACUUUCUUAUUGUAUGAUCUGUAUAGAAUUCAUUUAUGUUUCUUACUCAAAAACUAUCGUGUACAUGAACAACAACUCAGAUGAUCUCAAAUGCACAAGCGUAUAAUUGCAGAAACAGUUAGAAACAACCAACGCGCAAAAUGCAGGCAAGCAAACUUCAAAUUAUUCAGGUUGGAAAAGCACAAAUUGCAUUAUCUAGUUACAUUAAUUGCAAAUCAAACCAGAUUAACUCAACUAUUACAAAUCGGACUGAUCUAAAUCAAAUCAACAACAACACCGAUCUGUUCGGAAGAAGUAACGGAGGAGAAAAUGACUUACCGGAUAGGAGACAGAAGUUCCCGCUAAGUCAACGGAUCGCUGGAAGAGACGAUGAUAUUGUCGGUUAUACUACUCUCCGGAGACGUUCGCGCACUUUCCAGAUUAAAAGUGAAGAUUUGGGUCGGGUGGGGUCGUAUUUGGCAG